This is a messenger RNA of Sitodiplosis mosellana (orange wheat blossom midge), 7699 nucleotides long. It is a transcript of the gene Mitf, whose product is annotated as helix-loop-helix protein 30. Gene Ontology annotation, biological process: regulation of transcription by RNA polymerase II. Gene Ontology annotation, molecular function: protein dimerization activity; DNA-binding transcription factor activity, RNA polymerase II-specific; RNA polymerase II cis-regulatory region sequence-specific DNA binding. Gene Ontology annotation, cellular component: nucleus. Bases 2543 to 4927 code for a protein of 794 amino acids. The transcript has 12 exons. The record is from RefSeq and is a predicted model, not a curated record. NCBI's taxonomy places the organism in Eukaryota, Metazoa, Arthropoda, Insecta, Diptera, Cecidomyiidae.
GUUAUUGUUGUCGUCUUCGUCGGCAGCGGUGUCAGCAUUGUUGUACGAAUGAUGAUUCAAAUUGCCUGCGAACAUUUAAACGAGCAUCAGUGAGCUCGAUCAAACAUCUGGUGUUUGAGUAAAUAAACUCAGUUUUUUUUUACAUUGUUACACCUCAUCGGCAUUCGAUCACAAAUUCAAUGAAAAGUGUGUUUGCUGCUCGCCGCUUUUGGAUGCCGCAAAUGUCAAUAGAGUAUGGAAUUUUUGUUUGUUUUUGAUUUGUACGUCUUUCGUGUAACCCGCUCUUCUUCUAUCCGAUACUUUUUAUUUCAUUUACAUGACUAUUUGUGGCUUCUGUAAGCUAUUUUUUUUUUCAUUGGUACAAUUCAUUUUUUCCUGCUUCAAGCCACUUAUUUGUCUUCUUCUUCUAUUUUUCGUAUGAUAUUCUUCUUCUUUUUCUCACAAGAGCUCAGAUCUUCUCCGUCUUAUUGCAAGAAGGUAGCUUGGUGCUUACUCUACAUCCAAAACGUAGCCGUUCCGAAACACUCGAAAUUAUUGCAUGAAAUGCAAAUAAUUGCCCGAAAAAAAACGCGCAUAUAAACGUAUCGAUAUCAAACAACGUACGUUUGAUAUUUCAUAUGCUCGCGCGUCGUUUGAGAAUACAGUUAUAAGUGGCGGUUAAUUGGAUUGCAGAAGCACAGUGCCCCGUAGUGAAAAUGACGCGAAAAAAAAUGAGAAAUAAUAUUGAAAAGCACACAAUUCUAUGCAUGCAUAUAGCAGAUGUCAAUAUUCACUGAAUAUUAUUCAGUCACGUGAUAUUUCUCGCCAAUCAAUUAAUUAAUAUGUGUGUAAGAAAAAAAACACACAAAAAAAAAUACUUUCCGCUAAUAGAAUUGAAAUAAAUUAGCUUCUCCGUCUUUCUUUCUUUUUUUUCUUCUGUGUUUGUGAUACCAAUUCCAGUUUCAUACCAAACUCGUAUUUGCUUGCGUUGCCCUGAUCAUUUUGGCCAAAAAAAAUUAUCAAACCAUUUGCACAGACUCAUUUCAAUUCAUUGCGUUUUUAUUUCGCUCACUCUCCCUCUCAUCAAAAUACAUUUUGGUCUAAUCAAAUAAUAAGCGCGAGCACGCCAGCUACUAAUGAAAAAUACUUUGACCUGUUCCAUGUCCUCAACAACAAAAGCUCAACUCAAUGGCCUAUUUUUCGAUGUUGUUGAGUGCAUUCACAAUAUCUAUAGAUCUAAAAGAGAGAGAUAAAGUAAUAAACGAAACAAAUCAACUAUAGAAGAUAAGAAAUUCAAGUGACAAAAUCAUUUAAUCAGCACCAUAUAUACAGUGUGUGACCCUCACAAAAUACUUUUGAAUAUGAUUAGAGAGUGAGAGAAGCGAAGUGCAGAGAACUGAAGAGAAUAAGACAGGCAAAGCGUAUAAUAAAUAUAUCUAUAUCCAGCGGUGCUCUUGCACAUACCGAGAGAGAGAGAGAGAGCCAGUGUUUCACUGUUUCAGCGUGAUUUAAUUGCAAAUGCUUUUUAAUUUAUGGCUUUUUUCGUAUGAUUGAUCAUAUGCGAGCAUUUUGAAUAAUGGCGUUCAGUUUUCAGUACAUGAUUUUGCGAUAAAUAACAAAUCGUUCAGCAUUCGUUUGCAUUGGCGAAUAUGUUGUUGUUGUUGUUGUUGAUCGUGUCUGGUUGUUUUUUCGUGUGGAUACACGCACUACAAACACACAAUCUCUCUUUCCCGCAACCAAUCGCAUUCCAUCUCACAUACGCGUAUUUUGGAUGCUGGCUGGAUAUCGAUACAACACAAAUAUACACAUUCUAAGUGAAUAUUAACGACACUCAAGAGACAACAACAACGACAACAGCGACGACGACGACGACAAAUGUAACAACAAUAACAUACAAAACGACGCAGAGAGAAACCUGUGUCGUAUUUUGCAUUUCGUUCAUGAGUUUCCGUAAGACCUAUAGACACAGUACUCCGCUCUUGUGCGGCUACAUGCAAAAAAUCAUUCGGCAAAAACGACCGAAUUAAUAAAAUGUCAAGAAGAAUGUAAUAAAAUAUAAAGAAUGAUAUGCCGAUCGUAUUUCGUAGUCAGUGGCUGUACCAAAACUGGCGAUCUACUCACACCACAAAACAGUGAUUUUAUGUCACUCUGUGACGCACAAUCACUCUCUGUAUUUUGACCGAAAUCAAACCAACAAACAAGAAGCGACGAAUAACGUAACACCACACCAAACCCAAAACAUUUCGCUGGAAAAACGUUACGUUUUAAUUAUUUCUCGCACAUAAAUAUCUCGAAGAUUUCGUCAAGCGACAAUUGCUUGCCGCAAUUUUGUUUAGGUUUUUUCUUCAUCUCAUAUUUUCUGUUCGCUGCUCCGAUUUUAAUAAUGAUAUAAACAAAUAGUAAUAUCAACACCUUCGCUGCUUAUACUCAAUCAAAAGAAUUUGAUUCAAAUCUGAGCUGCAGUACACUAUUAUAUACCCAAAAAGAAUAAGAACGGAGCGGGUGCUUCCAACCAUUUUUUGAAGUAGGCGAUCUGGAGCCAAAGUGCUAAGCUCCAAAUGUGAUGGACAACGAAUCGGGCAUCGAUAUGAACUUCGACUUCGUCGAUUUCGACUAUAGCGUAUUCGAAGAUGACUCCAACAUAGAUUCACUGCUUGACAAAGCAUGCAACGAUGUGAUGUUCUACGAGCUUAAAUCAAAAACUGUGCCCGAAGAAACUGAAACGCCCACAUUUAAAACGGCGACACCGACUUCGCGCACACAGCUGAAGCAACAGUUGCAACGGGAACAACUGCAGGAGCUUGAGCGACAGGAACUAGAGAGACGAGAAAAUGAGCGGAAAUUAUCCAUGCAGGGUCAUGGAUCCAAUACUAGUAUUGAUCAUUCAUCUCAAAUGGCUCAUUCGUCACAUUCGAGCCCGCAGCUGCAAGUGCCGCGCAAUUGCAUCGGCAUUCCGCAAUUGUACACAUCGUCACCGACGCCAUCCACCUCAACUGAAGGCAGUGAUUUUAACAGCGGACACUAUUCCAAUCAAUCACAGCCGCCAAAUGCAAACUCAAAUCCGAACUCAAACCCAAACCCAAACACACAUUUAACUCCAAAUCCAAUGCCACCGCAAACCGACCCCUCAACGGCACAGCUCAAAGUUCCUCUUCACAUCGGAGUCGAUUUACCGCCGCAAGUCUUGAAGGUUCGAACUGUCCUGGAGAAUCCCACACGGUAUCAUGUUAUACAGAAGCAAAAGAAUCAAGUGCGUCAAUACUUGAGCGAAUCAUUCCAACAAAAUGAAUGGAGUGACCAUCAGCCGAGCCAUCAGCAGAUUCAACAGUUGCAACAACAACAUCACCAAUCAAAACAAGAGCAACCCUUGCAACCGGAACAAACCUCUUUGCCUCACGAACAAACAGAUAUGUUUUCACAACAAUCGAAGCGAUUGUCGUCGAGUGAAACUGGAGUGAACUCAUUAGAUUCAGGCCAGCUAUCUGGUUAUAGAAAGGCAGCAUCAACGUCAUCGAAUAUAAACGAUUCGCCAUCAUCGCUGGGCGAAGGGAGUGGCAAUAAUUGUGGUUCGUCAUCAGUGAAAAUUCUGUCAAAUAUCAGCUUGCCGCCAUAUCGACCGUCAGUGUCGUCACAAAACUCGUCUCAAACCCAUCAAACACCGCAAGGUCCUUAUGACAAUGGCUAUGUUGCAAAUUUUUACUCAUCAUAUAAAAACAAAGGCUUCGGAUUGAAUGCGAGUCCCGAAUCGGCGAUGUCGCCGAGCAUCAGUUCGGUCGCUACAAGUGCAUCUGAGGCUGAAGAUCUGUUGGACGAUAUUCUAUCGUUUGAAUCGAGCUCGCUGGCCGACUCCUUGAAAUUGGAUGGUACAUAUGGUGGUGGUGGUAGCGCAAACGGUGGUACCAAUGGCAGCAACUCGGAUCUGAUCAUCAAACAGGAACCAUCGAACGCGACCGACGCUGAAAUGCAUGCACUCGCCAAGGAUCGACAGAAAAAGGACAACCAUAAUAUGAUCGAACGUCGAAGGCGAUUCAAUAUCAAUGAUCGGAUCAAGGAAUUGGGAACGUUGCUGCCGAAAAACAACGAUCCAUACUAUGAAGUGGUGCGUGAUGUACGGCCAAACAAAGGCACCAUUCUCAAAUCAUCGGUGGACUAUAUAAAAUGCUUGAAACAUGAAGUUACCCGUUUAAAACAAAAUGAAUUACGCCAAAAACAAAUCGAACACCAAAAUCGACGCUUGUUAUUACGAAUACAGGAAUUAGAAAUGCAAGUCAAAUCACACGGUCUAGCGAUAUCAGACUACAGUAACUGUAAUAAUAACAAUAACAAUAGUAAUACGUACAGUUCACAGCUAGUGAACUCAUUUUUAAAUAAAUCCAGUCCGACACGCCAUCAUCCACCACCACUUUUAGAAUUGUCGGGACACAUUGUCGGGAAGAUGCCAGAUGUGGUAUCCGAAGCGGCAACAUUGAGUCUAAGUCAAAUGGAGGAUCUAAUCGAAGAUGAUCAUCAUCCAGUGCAUGGUGACCCAAUGCUAUCGCAUCACUUGUUAAAUUCACCUCGUUCACCGUCAUCGCCAACCUCAUCAUUACACAGCAACGACUUAAACCUCAACAACCAUUCGAAUGCAAGUAUCGGCCACAAUGGUAUGAAUGGUAAUUGCGGCCUGAAGAACGAUUCAAAUAUCGAAAUUCAACAUUGUGAUCCAUUGCUAUCGUCGUCAAAUCCACAGAAUCAAGCGCAUCAUCCAGCGAAUAGCAUACAAAAUCAUCUGCAUCAUCAUCAUAAUCAUCAUACGCAAAUGGACAUUGGCAGUUGUAUUGCGGACUCGAUUCUCGGUUCAACGCAUAAUUUACUAGUAACAUCACCGCAUCAUUCUCAUGUAGACUCGAUACUAUCGUCACCCGACACCGAUUCGUUAGUCAGCGACAUUGAUAUGGCGAUGACGUGACAAUAAAAGUUACGGAACGCAUUUGUCCGACACACACCCCCGAUACACAUCGAUCGAUCAGCUUAAAUGUGUGUGGCCAGCAGUAUCCGCAACAGUUUAAAACACUAUUUCAAUGAUUAAUACAUUUUAAAAGAGAGACGGAGAGAACAUAAUAUACAAACCAUUUUUAUUUUUUUUUUUUGCAAUAAAGUUACGAGAUACCGAAAUUAAGCCUCACUCCUUAACUAAAACCAUUUAUGAUGUGGUCACAAAAACAAAAUGAUAAACGUUGCACACAUAUCAUGUAUCUAUAUUUUUUUUUAAUUUGAGUUCAAAAGAAUGAAAAAGAAAAUUAAACUUUUAUUUAGACAGAAACAACUCAAAAUUGCUCAACCAGACAAACCGGCACUUUUGAGAUGCGUUCUCUUUACAUGGGCACAAAAAUGAAAAUACACCGUACCAGAGCUGAUAGCAGGGAUUUAAGCUUAUCGAAUCCAUUCCUACGUUUGAAUUGGAAUUUUUCCUAUUCUUUUAUUCUUUCUGUUUUUGUUUUGUUUAAAUUUGAAUAAUGCACAUCGAGCUUUUGAUUCGUAGUUUCCUUUUUGCCAGAAAAGAAAAAGAAAAAAUUGAUUAAAAUCACCAGAGACAAAUUGUGUGAUCUUUUGGUGCCAUCAUUUUUUUUCCUCUCUGUGUACUUGUCGAUGAACUAUAUAACGAAUGUACUUCAGUUAGAAAACACACACACACACACACUUCAUUUAAUCUCAGUACGAGCUACGCACCGAUAUUUUCAACGCGGCUAAUUUUCUUUGAUUCGAUAUCGAUUUUAAUAAUUGUAAAUUAAACUAUUGAAGAAAGCGAAGAAAUUGCUCAUUUCGAUUUGCUCUUAGGCAAGAAAAAAAGCUUCACAAACGAUCACAUUUUAUUUAGCUGCCAGCUCUGGAUCAUCUAUCAAACUAAAUUAUUAUAUCCAACGAUCAAUUGUAAAUCACUUCGAUUGUAGAACAAAAGAGACAAAAGCAACAAACAAUGAAUAGCAAUCAUUUACACUCACUUAGAAAUAGACAUUGAACUUUUUUUUUCAAAUUGGAACACAUUUAAAUUUUUGAAGGCGGAAUAGUUAUUUUGCUCGAAAUCUGUUUUCUUCUUUGUUUCUUUGUUGUAGUCGUCGUCAAAUUUGGUUCUGUUUUUCUUUCUGCUAGAAAAAUGUUGCAAACAAGAAAAUAUUCAUUCUUCAGAAGUGCAUCCAUGGCCACAAGUGAUUUGCACAAAUUGUAAUUUAUCAUGGAAAAACAAUUAAGACGUUUGCUUUGAAGCGGAUUUUUUGUUGUUGAUUGUAAUCUUUGAAAAAUGAUGUAUUUUUUUUCUUUUUUCGUACAAAACUAAGUUUUAUUAUUGAAAAAAAUUUCUUCGACGACAUUAUACUUGAAAACCUGUAAACUAUAGUUAAAACAUAUAUGUUUUUUUUUUAAAUUAUGUAAAUUAUACUGAAAGCGACAAUCCUUGCAAAAACUUGAAAUGUCGAGAAAAAUUGAAAUGUCGUCAUUGAUAUAAUGACGCAAAAAUUGUUUUCUACGUAAUAGUUGCACGUUUAAUUUUUUUUUUUGCAAAAAUAAUUGAUGUGUGAAAAUAAAGAGAAUAUUCUAGGCAAAUUGGAGAAAAAAAAUUUACCCAUAAAAAUAAGGAAAAUUAGUGGUAAGCAACGAAUUUCUAAUUUUCCCGAUCACAUUUUCUUGUGAUUUCCCGCGAAUUUAUGUUGAACAAAAAAAAACGUGGCCAUUGGGUGUAUAACAUUCCAAUUUCAAAAUAUGCUUCCAGAAUCUAUUUAUUCAAAGAACGUUUGAUGAAUGUGUGUGUUUUUUUCUUCUAAUUUUUAUUUUCGGGUUGCGAGUCAAUCAAUUUCGACAACUCAUCAUCAAAUUUGUUCGCAAAGAUUGUUACGACGAUAGAGAGAAAAAAAAAUUAACGAAAAGGAAGGAAAAUGUAUACCAAGCAUUGUGCAGUGUUCGCUAGGUUCGAACACAUUCAAUUUGAAUGUAGUACGGUAACAUCUCAAGUUAGGUAGAUUUUAAGGCAUUUUUGAAUAAGGGAUGAUGAGACAUUGCGAAGCUGAACACCACUGAACACCAUUUCAGUGUUGAGUUUAAUCAUUCAUCGAUGGCGAUGAUGAUUUGUGGGUGAAUUGUGCAAGAUUAAAUAAUCUAAAAUUGAGAAAAAAUUUGUCAGCACAUUUAAUUUCGAGCAGCAGAAAUUUUUGUAGUCAAAUCAUCAAGGUGACAUUGCUGCCGAUACUUUUCUAGGACCAAUUCGAAAAAAAAGAAAAUAAAAUUAAUCAAUUUCCUGAAUUUUCACCGACAAAACAUCCUAUCGCCUCCAUAAACCGUCGUCAGUCAACAAAAGCAAUUACUUAAGUAAAAAGAAAAAUAUCAAAUUAAUACGUGAACAAAACGUUGCGCUAAUCGUUCGCCCUCAAAACUUUCGACGCAAGCGAUCAGAGCGCAAGCGAACGAAUGAGCGCCAUUCAAAUGUAGAGACAUGUACAAUUAGGUAAUAAAUAUCGUUAUCUGAGUAGAAUAUAUCUUUAAAAGCAAUAUGUUAAGGUGCAAAUAACAAAUACACACAAAACACGCAAACAAAGUAUUACGUUAACAUGUAGAGAAAAGUUCUUUUUUUCUUCUUUCUAAAUAGAUAAAUAAUAUAAUGAAGCAAACUAUUAUUUUUGUGAAAUCGACAAUCAGAUGUAUCAUACAAUUAUAGAAUAAAUAGUAUACAAAACGAUCAAGCUCAAAUAAA